AUGAAGCUCCUAAGAAACGAUGAUAAGUAAUUAUAAGUUACCUAGAUUAUUGUAAGCACUUUCAUUUUUUGGGUUGAUUUAUAGGGCUAAUUCAAAGCAAAUUAUAGCUUCAUCAAAUUUAUUUAGAUUCUUUAAUGUAAGGCCUUUGAAAUUUAUAGGUAAUCCAAAAUACCUUUCAAAUGA
Paramecium tetraurelia is the source of this 183-nucleotide messenger RNA. RefSeq lists its product as uncharacterized. The transcript has a single exon. The record is from RefSeq and is a predicted model, not a curated record. Lineage: Eukaryota; Ciliophora; Oligohymenophorea; Peniculida; Parameciidae.